UCCGCGGAGGCAGAAGCAGCGUGGGGGUGGUUCUCGUGGGGUGAGCGCAGAGCGGGCAGCGGGAGCCGCGGCGACGAGCAGCUGUGCGGGGGCUUUGCCCUCCGCGGCCAGACGGGUGGGACUCCAAGCACAGGGAUGCGUGCGUGCUGGCUUGUGGGGAAAGAGAAAUGCAGCCAGCGGAUGAAGCUGCCACACUUGGAAGCAGUGGUGAUUGGGCGUGGCCCAGAGACUGGGAUAACAGAUAAGAAGUGUUCACGGAAGCAAGUUCAGUUAAAAGCAGACUGUAACAAGGGCUAUGUCACAGUGAAGCAGAUAGGAGUCAACCCAGCAAGUGUUGAUCUUGUGAAUAUUGGAAAGGAUGAAGAGGUGAAAAUGAAGCCAGGCCAAGUUCUGCAUAUUGUAAAUAAACUUUACCCCUACACAGUGCAAUUCGCUGAAGAGCCAGGGAAAACUGUUGGAGAAGCAAAAGAGAAAAUAGAGACUGAUAAAGUGCUAUGUGAAGACUCCAGCGAGGAUGAUGAUGUAGAGCUUGUUCCCAGAAAAACAAUGAAGAUGGAGGAUACACGAGGUAGUUUUUCAAAUCCCAAGCUAAGCAAUACUGAUGUAUCUCCACCUGAAGGGACUUCAAGCAAAAAGGAAUAUUUAGGACACUGGAGUCAGGGUCUAAAGAGCUCCAUGCAAGAUCCAAAAAUGCAGGUUUACAAAGAUGAAAAGACAGUAGUCAUCCAGGAUAAAUAUCCCAAAGCACGUUACCACUGGCUUAUCUUACCAUGGGACCCCAUUUCAAGCCUGAAGUCGGUCACAAGGGACCAUCUUGAGCUCCUGGAACACAUGCAUACAGUUGGGCAAAACAUGAUCAGACAGUGCCCUGACAGAGAAAGUCUGGAGUUCAGACUGGGUUACCAUGCUAUCCCCAGUAUGAGUCAACUACAUUUGCAUGUAAUCAGCCAGGAGUUUGAUUCUCCAGCUCUGAAAACCAAAAAGCACUGGAACUCUUUUACUACAGACUACUUCUUAAACUCUCAAGAUGUGAUAGAGAUGGUGAAAAGUAAGGGAAAAGUGAUUGUGAAAGAUAAUGUCUCUGAACUUCUCAAAUUGCCCCUCAGAUGCCAUCGUUGCAAGCAACAGCUGUCCACUAUCCCACAGUUAAAGGAACAUCUCCGGAAACACUGGCCAAAAUGACUGCAAAAAAUCCGCUUACAAACAGUCUUCAGCUUUCAGGUUAAAACAUAGACCUCAAAAUAUUAGUGGACAUACAUCCUUUUUUGUUAACUGCAAUGACAACUGUGAUAUGGGACAAAUGGGAUACAUGCUACCUAGGAACAACAGCAUACUAUGUCAUAGCUUAGAAAAAACCGCCAACCAUAAAAACUAAGUGACUUCUGAAAUUGAAGGUGUAUUUGCAGCUUUGUUGGGUACUGUCACACUAAUCUGUGUGUGAACUGAAGUCUGGGAGAAGUGUUGUAUUUGGUUGAAAAGAUUUAUUUUAAUUCAGAAGCUGAGGCGUUGAGCCCAGAUCUAGGUUUCUGCCGAGAAAGGGAAGAAACGGUGGUUUAGAGGUCUUUCUCUUGAUGUCUUCUGCCUGUCACUGAAGUUUCUCUAAAGUGAUAAUGUUGCAGAGGCUGAUGUGGCUGACAGCAAAAAUGUCAAAGGAGCAUACAAGAGCUUAUGGGGAGGAACAUCAGCUCCAGUUUCCCAAUUUCUGACAGAGCAUGGCUUGAAGGUUUCAAUGCUCCCUAACUUCCCCUUAGCUUUGGAGCAGGUAUUGCUCCUCACCAGGAUGCCACAGUAGUCACUGCUGAGGCUCCAAGAGGGGCAUUCUCUCCCUUUCAUAUACAAGGACGAAUUUAAUAAUUUGUAUAUAAAAAUACAUGUAUAAGACACAAUGAGCAGCUUUACUGCUCUCCAGAGUAAUACAUUAUCAUGGCUUGCUGUUGCUUGGGUGCAUGCAUUGAGGUGAUUUAAUGCUGCCGUUUCUCCACAUCAAGGUUUUGGUAAGCCUCUAUCAUUCGAUUGUUUUAUCAUUGGUUUGUAGGGUUCAGUUUCAUUCUGAGCCCAUCUUUGACUUAAGAAGAUGCCCUCUGGGUGAAAUUGCUUUUUGUAAAAGAGCAGAUAGAGGUUUUAUUAUGCAAGGAAAAUGCUGUGUGUAACUCUUGAUAACGUAUUCGGUGGGCAGAGGGUGUCCUCUUCUUUCAUGCCAUUGUGCAGCAGCAUGUUAUUACACACAUUCUGAUGGAGCAAACAGUGAUCUGUUGCUGCUGGAAAAGAACAAGGACAUUCCUGUAGUGGAAUGAGGGACAGUGAGGGUGAGGGGUUGGCUAUGGUCUAAUUUCAAACACCAGUCACACUCAGGUUUUUGCUAACAUUACUAAUAUUAUGCCCCAAUUUAGAAAGCAAAACUUAGAAAAAAAACCAGAAAACCAACCAAUUACAAAAGCAGAUCUGAAAGAUGGCUUCUGUAUUUCAUCUUGGACUAUGUUCUGCCACCAUUUUGAAGACUCCGACCCAGGAAAAUACUCCCAGCCUGUGCAGCCUAUCAUGUGUUUUGCCAUCUCAUGGCUUUACUCUUGGGAGAAUCUCUUUCCAGUGUAGUUACAGUACCUGACAACAGGCUUACUUCCUCCCUGCACGGCCCAGAAUAGGCUACAUAGAACAGUUGAAAGUAAGACUCCAAUGCUUCAUGCAACACUGACAAAUGACUGUUUUACCACUCCCAACCAUGCAAGCCAACACAGUGGAUGCCUGCACAGCGAUCCCAGAUACAAUGGAGUUGUUGCAUCACAAAACCAGUGAUCUGUAGCGCUAGACACAUGCUAGUGCUGUGCCGUAAGAACAUAGCCUACUGCUGUGUCAUUCCAUGCCUCCUCCAACAGACAGGAAGUGCCUUGUUUGUGCUGGCAUUUUUCCAUAGCACCUAACUGAAAUGGUUUGCAUUGAACACAGCAGCUACCAGGCCAAAAUUAACUGAGGGAGAAGGGCGCUGCCACCCCUGAAGUGUUUCCAGUGUCACCUGCAGAGCUUCCUCUGCUCAUAGGACUGCUGUUGUUAUUGUCCAGUGAGAUCAUGGAAAUAUAAGGUAAAAUUUUCAGGUAUAAGCUUAGAUCAUCAGCUGAAACAGUGCUGCAAUAGCACACUGCAUAAUCAGGGUACAGCUGCUGAUAUGUUGUAUGCCAUACAGUAGCGUUAUCUGAUCUUCCUCAAACUCAGAUAAUUAGGGUAGAACUACUCAGCAGCGCAUCCUACUGACACGUCCCACCCCAGC
Molecule: messenger RNA, 3262 nt
Organism: Cuculus canorus (common cuckoo)
Lineage: Eukaryota; Metazoa; Chordata; Aves; Cuculiformes; Cuculidae
Gene: APTX
Product: aprataxin
Exons: 8
Coding region: 136-1182 (348 amino acids)
Biological process (GO): double-strand break repair; single strand break repair
Cellular component (GO): nucleus
Molecular function (GO): single-stranded DNA binding; DNA 5'-adenosine monophosphate hydrolase activity; protein binding
Source: RefSeq, a predicted model, not a curated record